UCCGAUACGUUCGGAGAUCUUAUCAGAAAGACAGUUAUACCCUCUGUAUAUCUUCCGACUUGAAAUGGUUUUGAGGUGGUAAAAGAAGAGGGGUGGCUACUUUGUGAUGAGAAGACCGGCGGUGCUGUACCACUAUCCAUGCCCGGACGGCGCGUUUGCUGCUCUGGCGGCCCAUCUCUAUUUCUCAGCCAAGUCCAUCGAACCCUUCUUCUUCCCUAACACCGUCUACAGCCCCGUCACGACGCAAAGCCUCCCUCUUUCUGACAUCGACGACCUCUACCUCCUCGACUUUGUGGGCCCACCCGGGUUUGUCCAGGAGGUCUCCGCCGAGGUCCCCAACGUCGUCGUUUUGGACCACCACAAGACCUCGAUCGGGAGACUCGGCGGCGACAAUGUGACGAGCGUUUUGGAUAUGAAGAGGAGCGGGGCCACCAUUGCUUUCGAUUAUUUCAGGGCCAAGGUGACGGCGGCGAGGUUUGACGGCGUUAAGAGGCUGUUUGAGUACAUUGAGGAUGGGGAUUUGUGGCGGUGGAGCCUUCCGGAUAGUAAAGCUUUCAGUAGCGGAUUCAAAGAUUUGAACUUGCAGUACGACGUCGGAUUGAACCCGGCUCUGUUUCAACAGCUUCUAUGUUUGGACUUGGAGUGUUUGAUCAGUCGAGGAGUGGCGAGCUUAUCAGAAACGCAGAAAUUGAUAGACAAAGCUCUGAGUCAGUCUUAUGAAAUCAAGCUCGGAGGUGGAGCUUUCGGUCAUUGCUUGGCUGUGAAUGCAGAUUCUAUAUCAGAGUUGAGGAGUGAACUCGGACAUCAGUUGGCUACUAAAAGCCGCAGUCUCAACUUACGGGGUAUCGGAGCUGUUGUAUACAAGGUUCCUGAGCUUGAAAAUGAAGAAUUGCUAAAGAUAAGCCUUAGAAGUGUGGACAGUGAAGACACAACUCCCAUCUCGCAGGAAUUUGGAGGUGGUGGACAUAGAAAUGCUAGUUCUUUCAUGAUAAGCUCCGCAGAAUUUGAGCAGUGGAAGGUUGACCAAGCAAUCAUUGCCGGCUGAAAUUUGUCGAAAUGUUUAUCUCUCUGCCUUAUUUAGUUCGGUGAAAAUGUGAAACAUACAGAUAAAUGUUAAUGAUAUCGAAAUCCCGAUGUCAACAUAAAUGCAAUUAGUGACUUAAAUUGUUGAGUAACGAGU
This is a messenger RNA of Argentina anserina (silverweed cinquefoil), 1180 nucleotides long. RefSeq lists its product as uncharacterized. NCBI's taxonomy places the organism in Eukaryota, Viridiplantae, Streptophyta, Magnoliopsida, Rosales, Rosaceae. The record is from RefSeq and is a predicted model, not a curated record.